AUGAGGGGUCCCUGGGAGAGGUCUGGGGAGAACGAAGAGCGGGAGGAGGAGACGGUGGCCACUAGAGGGGUCCCGGAGGCCGAGGAGGGUUCGGAUACGGAUUCAGACGCAGUCCUGAAGACAGAAGGCACCCAUGGGCUUGGAGAACUGGUCAAGGACACCGUCCACCUGAGGUCUUGCCGGGCCCACAGCCUCGUGCCUGCCUCCUGCUCCCUGCGCCAGGGAAGUGCCCCAGAGCUGAGCCUGCAUCAUCGUGGCCUGGGGCCCCAGGGGGCCCGGGCUCUGGCUUCCACAUUGACCUCCAAUCCCGAUGUCAAGCGGCUGGACCUUUGGGACAAUGGGCUCUGUGGGGCCAGCGCAGAGGCCCUGGCAGGUGCCCUGAGCCAGGCAGCAGCAUCUGUAGGAGAUGUGGAGCUGUCGGAGAACCAGCUGGGAGCAGUGGGUGCCCAGGCUGUGUGUGCCGCCCUCGUGGUGAACCCAGUCAUGCAGAGGGUACAGCUGGCAAGGAACAGCCUAGAGGAGCAGGCGCCCCAGUACCUUGCUGAACUCCUGCUGGCCCACAAGGGCCUGAAGUCCCUGGACCUGAGUUCUAACAAGCUGAGUGACCAAGCAGGGGAGACACUUGGACCAGCCCUGGUGGAAAACACAGGACUCACCGAGCUUAACGUGAGCUGGAAUCACCUUCAAGGCCCAGGAGGCUUGGCCUUUGCCAGGGGACUGGAGGCAAACAUCUUCCUGAGAGUCCUGGACAUCUCAGACAAUGGCUUUGGAGAUCCUGGAGCCUCCCCGGUGGGUGAGGCACUUCAGACCAACAACAUGUUGAAGGAACUCAACAUGAACAACAGCCGCAUCUCUGCGGUGGGAGCCCUGAGCCUGGGCCUGGGCCUCCGGGUCAACCAGACACUGAGGAUUCUUGUUGUGUCCAGGAAUCCCAGGCGAAGUGCAGGCUGCUUUGCUGUUCUCAGGUCUGUCCAGGAGAGUCCAGUGUCUGCCCUGGAACUGCUGGAUUUCUCUAUACGAGAUGUCCAGGUAAGCAGAGAGUUUGAUGACCUCACUGCUCAGUGA
Messenger RNA from Diceros bicornis minor, 1065 nucleotides. Its product is annotated as leucine-rich repeat-containing protein 74B-like. Bases 1 to 1065 code for a protein of 354 amino acids. Gene Ontology annotation, molecular function: protein binding. The record is from RefSeq and is a predicted model, not a curated record. NCBI's taxonomy places the organism in Eukaryota, Metazoa, Chordata, Mammalia, Perissodactyla, Rhinocerotidae. The transcript has 9 exons.